Cottoperca gobio is the source of this 2921-nucleotide messenger RNA. It is a transcript of the gene fstl4, whose product is annotated as follistatin-like 4. The transcript is spliced from 16 exons. The record is from RefSeq and is a predicted model, not a curated record. Gene Ontology annotation, cellular component: extracellular region. NCBI's taxonomy places the organism in Eukaryota, Metazoa, Chordata, Actinopteri, Perciformes, Bovichtidae. Gene Ontology annotation, molecular function: protein binding. Bases 269 to 2803 code for a protein of 844 amino acids. Gene Ontology annotation, biological process: multicellular organism development; cell differentiation; regulation of BMP signaling pathway.
CGCUGAGAGGAAAACCAGCCGGAGGAGCUGAAGGAUGGAAAGCCACUGCUGAGAGUUGGGACGCACUACCCGUCGCUACAAACACAGCUGCUACUGAUACACCAGCCCAUAAUUAAUCUGAACCCUUUAAACCCUGCCGAGCGGGACGAGAGGAGUGGAACUAAAAGAGCGCAGUUUGGUCUCGUCGCUGCGAGGAAAUCUGUGGCAUAUUUGCUCGAAUUUCCUUCCUUUCUGCCCUCUUGCUUUGGAAUACCACAGGUAGACACUCAUGGAUAGCCUCGGUGUUUGGGCCAUGGCCGCGCUGCUGGGAACCUCAGGGUGCUGGCUGGCUGAAGGGCACAAGAGCAGCAGGCGAGGCAGCGUUGAUACAGCCACAAUGUCACGUACCUCCUCCCAGGAACCUCACUCCAUGGAGAAGGGGAAAGCAGACGGGAACAUCGAUCAAUCCCUUUCUGACCCAGACGGAGGCCCCUGUCGUAUGACUUACUGUGGACGGGGUCGACAGUGUGUGCUGAUGGCAGAAACCGGCCGUGCUGAGUGCGUUUGCCAGGAAAAAUGCCGGCCCUCCUUUGUGCCAGUGUGCGGCUCAGACGGCAGGUUCUACGAGAACCACUGCGAGGUUUAUCGCACCGCCUGCCUGGAGAGGAGAAGGAUCUACGUGGUGCACAGCAAGGACUGCUUCUUCAAAGGCAAUGCAUGCACCAUGUCAGAGUACAACAGGCUGAAGAGCAUGCUGCUGGAUAUGCAACCGAAAGUGCUGAAAACUGGAGAAAAGAGCCAGCAAAGAGAUAUGGAGCAGAAGAGAGCACUGGUGGACACCAUGUUCAAAUACCUGGAUGUGGACCAAGAUGGCCGGCUGGUCAGUGAUGAGCUGGAAAAGAUCUCCAUGAAGGAGCACCUGGAGGACAGCCUGCUGGAGUGCACCAUGCAGGACCUUCUGCGCUACGAUGACUACAACAACGAUGGACACCUCAGCCUGCAUGAGUUCUACACAGCUUUCCAGGUUGUCCAGCUGAGCCUGGCGGAGGACCAGUGGAUCAGCGUCUCAACAGUAACAGUGGGCCUUAGUGCCGUCCUUACCUGUGCCAUCCAGGGGACUCUGCGUCCGCCAAUCAUCUGGAAGAGGAAUGGCAUCAUACUGAACUUCUUGGACCUGGAGGAUAUCAACGACUUUGGGGAUGAUGGCUCCCUGUACAUCACUAAGGUGACAACCAUCCACAUGGGGAACUACAGUUGCCAUGCCUACGGCUAUGAAGACCUCUAUCAGACACAUGUGCUGCAGGUGAAUGUCCCUCCAGUGAUCCUGGUGUACCCAGAGACGCAGGCCCAGGAGCCCGGCGUAUCUGCCAGCCUCCACUGCCACGCCGACGGCAUCCCAAAUCCCAAACUCCUCUGGCUGAAGAACGGCAUGGACCUGCUGCCCAGAUCCUCCACACAGCUCUCUCUCAUAGCAAAUGGGAGCGAGCUCUUCAUUGGCAGCGUCCGAUACGAGGACACCGGAGCCUACACAUGCAUCGCCAAGAACGAGGUGGGAGUGGACGAGGAUAUCUCCUCUCUGUUUGUUGAAGACUCGGCCAAGAAGACCCUUGCAAACAUUCUGUGGAGAGAAGAAGGGUUGAGUGUGGGGAAUAUGUUCUACGUGUUUUCUGACGAGGGCAUCACUGUCCUUCAGCCCAGUGAAUGUGAGAUACGCAGACACAUGAAGCGGACAGAGAGGAUUGUUGCUACCUAUGAGGAGAUGUGCCCUAAAGGUGAAGGGGUGUCACCUCAGCACUGCGUGUGGUCCUCAGCAGUCAACAUCAGAGAUAAGUACAUCUACGUGACCCAGCCCCUCCUGAGCCGACUGCUGAUUGUCGAUGUACAAGCCCAGAAGGUGGUGCAGGCAGUAACGACUGAUUCUUUUCCAGUGAAGAUGCUCUAUGACAAGUCACAUGACCAGGUGUGGGUCCUAACAUGGGGGGAUAUGGACAGAACACACCCAACACUUCAGGUAAUUCCUCAAGCCAGUGUGGGGGAAGUCCAUCAUGCCAUUCGUACAACGUUCCAGAGGGUCAGCGACUUCUUCAUUCCUCCAACCAACCUCAUCAUCACCCACGUGAGGUUUGCCUUUGUCUUCCUCAAAAACGAACCUGCGGUACACAAGAUUGACCUGGAGACCUUCCACCGUGUCAAGACCAUCAGCCUGAAGAACUUCAGCUGCGUACCGGUCAGCAUGGCCUACACACACCUGAGCGGCUUCUACUUCGUCCAGUGCCAGAGCAAGAGCCACCUGCAAGCCCCGCCCCAGCUCCUCAUCGACAGCGUGACGGACGCAGUGAUCGGUCCGAACCUGAACAUCACAGGGCAGCCGUUUGUGUCGCCGGACGGCCGCUACAUUGUGACACCUGACCCGCAGAGCUCGAAGCUGAGAGUACAGACCGUGACCUUCAAGGGGGAGCUGGGUCUGAACCAGGAACUGGACGAGCCUGUAGCUGUCUCUGAUCUGGCUUUCCAGCCUUCCUUCACGGAGUCCAACCAGCAUGUGGUUGUCGCCACCUCAGGCUCAGGCACGGACCUGCUGUUUGCCGAUCUGUCCUCGGGCCGCACUGAGGUUCUCCGGAGCCUCAAGGAGCCCCUGUCCCCCAAAGCCUGGCCCUGGGGAGGCCCCAACAGAGUAGUGGUCUCCAGCGGUUUGUUCGGACAGUACCUGGUGACACCGUCAGCCGAGUCCCUCUUUGUCCUGAAUGGCAAACAGAGAACGCCGCACUGCGAGGUGUCUGACAUCAAGAGAGGGAACACAGUUGUCUGGGUCGGCGAGGUAUGAGUAAAACAGAGAGAGAGAAAAGAAAGCCGUAGGAUUAGGGACAGACGUAAAUGAAAAAAAAAGGAGAGAUCAGGCCAAAUGACCUAUUAUAAAGAUUUAUGUGAACAUAAGUUGUGGA